CUUCUAAGAUUCAAACAAAAGAGAAGACACCAUUAAUUUGCAGAAAGAAAGUAAUAAAGAGAGAGAUGACCAGAAGGCAGAAGAAGACGGCGAAGGUGGUAACAGUGGUAAUGGGAUUGUGUAUUGUCGCCUACAUUGCAGGACCAUCUCUGUAUUGGCAUCUCAACGAGACCAUUGCAGAUUCUCUCCACUCCUCUUGCCCACCUUGUGUAUGUGACUGUUCUUCUCAGCCUCUCCUCUCCAUCCCCGACGGAUUAAGCAAUCACAGUUUCUUGGAUUGCAUGAGGCACGAGGAAGGGAGUGAAGAGAACGAGAGUAGUUUCACUGAAAUGGUAGCUGAAGAGCUGAAGCUAAGAGAAGCACAAGCUCAAGAAGACGAAUGGCGUGCAGAUAGGUUGCUGCUAGAUGCUAAGAAAGCGGCGUCUCAGUAUCAGAAAGAGGCUGAUAAAUGCAGUAUGGGGAUGGAAACAUGUGAGCUAGCAAGAGAGAAAGCAGAGGCAACUCUAGAUGAACAGAGAAGACUAUCUUACAUGUGGGAGCUUCGAGCUCGGCAAAGAGGAUGGAAAGAAGGAACUGUUGCUUCUGAUGUUAUCUAAGAACAGAUCUUUUGCUAGAAGAAUCUUUUUCUAUAUAAUGGAAACUGUUCAAUAGAGAAUUUGAGUUAACGCCCCUUGAGUUAACCCAAGAUAAAUUUUGUUCAUUUGACAGGUUCUGUAAUUGUUUUUUUUUCUUUCUAAAUCCUACUUUGUAGCGACCUUGACAUUAGUCCGGUCUAGGAUAACGUUGAGGAUCUUCCCAGGCA
Arabidopsis lyrata subsp. lyrata is the source of this 802-nucleotide messenger RNA. RefSeq lists its product as uncharacterized. The coding region runs from base 66 to 596 and encodes 176 amino acids. The transcript is spliced from 3 exons. Lineage: Eukaryota; Viridiplantae; Streptophyta; Magnoliopsida; Brassicales; Brassicaceae. The record is from RefSeq and is a predicted model, not a curated record.